AUGCACCAACCAAACUUGUAUUCAACACCGCCUGAUCUCACAAUGGAAAUGGUGUUGGCAAAGGAAAAAGAGUUGGAGGCGCGUCGCGAAGCCAUAAAUAGGCGGCAGCGUAAUAUUGCAGUGGAAUUUGGGCCGCCACCCAAUUUUCCUCCAAAGUUUUUGUGCAUCAAGCCACAGAUAUACCACAACAUUAAAGAGCAGGUACCUGUGCCGUUACAGCGUUUUAUGUAUAUUCUUUGUGGAUUGUACAUGAGCUUAAUUGCGAUGAUUGUUUAUAACAUUGUCUGCGCCUUUGUAAACUUUUUAUUGGGAGGAAGCUCUACACACUUUGCACUUUCAUUUGUGUACCUCCUAGGUAUUCCUGGUGCAUUCUUUUUGUGGUACUACAAUGCUUACUGUGCGACCACGGAUAACUCGCAGCCUAGGAGACUGCUGGCGUACUUAGGACUUUUUUUUGGUUUGACCUUUGACGUAUGGAUGGCAGUUGGCGCAUAUGGCUUCGGUGGGUGUGGGUGGAUCAUAACGUUUGAAAUAACAUCACGAGUUCCUGCCUUCAUUAUGUGCUUAAUUUCAUCCAUUUUAUGGUCAUUGCAUGGAACAUUUCUUUUCGUGAUGCUUCUACGCUUUUGGAGCUGUAACCCACGUAGCGAAGGUUCGCGGUACGAACUCAGCCAACUAUAG
This is a messenger RNA of Trypanosoma rangeli, 681 nucleotides long. RefSeq names its product putative membrane-trafficking protein. Gene Ontology annotation, biological process: protein transport. The record is from RefSeq and is a predicted model, not a curated record. The transcript has a single exon. Bases 1 to 681 code for a protein of 226 amino acids. Lineage: Eukaryota; Euglenozoa; Kinetoplastea; Trypanosomatida; Trypanosomatidae. Gene Ontology annotation, cellular component: recycling endosome membrane; trans-Golgi network membrane.